UGUUUAUAGAGGACGCUGUACAGGAAACGAGUUUACGCAUGUCAAAAUAUUUCAGAAGCGAUGAACAUGAGAAUGAUCCUGAAGUAACAUUUAAGAAUAUUUAGCUAUCAUCAAAAUGUCUUACAGGGAUUUAAGAAAUUUCACAGAGAUGAUGCGGGCCCUUGGCUAUCAUCGUCUCAUCUCAAUGGAAAAUUUUCGCAAUCCCAACUUUCCACUUGUAGCAGAAGUCCUCACAUGGCUAGUGAAAAGGUUUGAUCCCAAUGCUGAUGUGCACCCAGAUAUCGACACAGAACAGGACAGAGUCAUAUUCAUUAAGUUAGCAGCAGAGUUUAUGGCAACCAAGGCCCACAUCAAGCUGAACACGAAGAAACUGUAUGGUGCUGACGGCUAUGCUGUAAAGGAACUCCUCAAAGCAACCUCGGUCCUGUACAAUGCCACGAAGACUAACGUGGCACAGUCCUUGGAGAAUCCAGAUGAGGAUUCUUCCCACAUUUCAUUUGAUGUCUCAUCCAAGAUAAGUGACCUGAAGGAAGCACGCCGACUGGCAUCAGAGAUCACAUCGAAGGGUGCUAGCCUGUACGACCUUCUGGGGAAGGAGGUCGACCUGAGGGAAAUGCGUGUGAUGGUGGUUGGUCGGACGCUAGAGAUAAAUGAAGUGGAGGGCGGACUACAAGCCUCUAUCAGGGCUGUUGAGAAUGAAAUAAAGAAGACUCUGAACAUGCUGGACAACGUGGCGUCCGACGAGGCCAACCUGGAGGCAAAGAUUGAGAAGAAGAAGACGGAGCUGGACCGGAACCAGAAGAGGCUGCAGACUCUACAGAGUGUCAGGCCAGCCUACAUGGAUGAGUACGAGAAGCUGGAGGAAGAUCUGCAGAAGUUGUAUGAUGCCUACCUCAUCAAGUUCCGCAACCUCACCUACCUAGAGCAGCAGCAGGAGGAGUACCACCGUGUCGAGGCCGAUAAAAUCGAGGAGACGGAGGCGGUGUUGAAGGUGAUGGCGGAGAAGAUCCGCACCGAAGAGAGGAAACAGCAGCAGAUAACCCCUGAAGAUGAACAGGACGACGACAUGUUCGGCCCAGAUGAUGAUGAUGAUAAUGAAUCCGAGGAUGAUCAUGUUGAGAAGAAACAGAGGCCAGUCCACCAUCGCACACGACCAGAAGCUGCUACAGGGGCCAGGACAAUAGGGAACCAGAUGGUGCGGGGAGGCAUGAACCCAGACAUCAGUGAGGAAAGUGGGUCAGAAGGGUCAGGAGACUCUGAGAUCGACCUGGACGAUGACGACGAUGAUGAUGAUGAAGAGGAUGACAGCGGUGAGGAGGUGGAGAUGGGGCCAGGGCCGCCGAGGAGGCGGGCCCAACAACCACAGCCAGGACUUGAUGAUAGUGACAAUGACUUCUAAUCUCUGUACCCUACAAGACAUGAAGCAUGUCUCUCCACAUUCCACAUGGCCUGACUACCUUUGUGCAGUGACAGCGGAAUCUCAAGCUUGUAGUCAUUUUCAGAAAAGAAACUGAUAUUUUGCAGCAAAUAUUUGACAUAUCAAUACUUUCCUAAUACUUGACUUUAUAACCUUUGUUCACAUGGACCCAGAUGUCUUAGAAGUCAGAAACCAUUGUGUCUCGAAAGCCUUUCCCACAUUCUCCUUAUGUAGCCGUACAAUGACAUGGUUAUCUGGUAGUUUUAAACAAGUACAUUGUGAAGGGGUGGCCUGGUGGUUAAACCAGUCUCUCAUCAUGCUGAAGGCCCAGGUUCGAUUCCCCACAUGCAUACAAUGUGUGAAGCUCAUUUCUGGUGUUCCCUGCCGUGAUAUUGCUGGAAUAUUGCUAAAAGCAGCAUAAAACUAUACUCACUCGUUGUGAAGGGACAUGUCAUAGCCACAGUGUUAACAUCUAUAUGGUGGGACAUUGGUUAACCCAGGGUUAGAAAUUGGCACUAGUCCUAUAGUCCUUGCCAAACUGUCCAAUGGUAAAGGUAUCAUAAGGACUAGUAGAAAAUUGCCAUUUUUAAGGGUUUUGCUAUAUGUUAUCAUUAUAAGGACUAGUGGACGAAAACUGUUAGUUUCUAACGCUGGGACUCAACUUAACCUCUAAGUUUAAACUGAGAACUUGAACACCGUACUGUUUAUCAAGUAAGAUACCGGACCCUAUUUUCAAACAUUUGUUACAACCAACAUACAUGUGAUCACAGCAGUCAGUUUUUCACCUUGCACAAAAUAGUUUCUUAUGCUCUGUGAUGAUGACUCUCUUGUAAAACUGGUUCACUCCCGAGAUGUCAGCAGAAAUUGUCUGGAAAUUGAUGCAUCAUGUUAUACUGAUAUAAACUCCGUCCAAAUGAAUCUCUGUUGUGUGCCUUUUGAUUCUCAGAGAGACUUGCAAACUUUACUUACAUGUUGAUCAUAUUUGUACUAAAGUGACCCUGUGUCAUUAUUGCCGUAAGGUCAAUAGUAUUGGUUACAGCGAAACCAGUGUGUCAUGUGUUCAACACCUAUUGGUGUAGUUCAGAAUCAUCCUUGAUUGAAGCUUUCUUCGGGAAUCUCAAAUGAUUUAUUUGUCUCACAAUGUGUAUCAUCAUAUUUGUGUAUGGUUCAUUAUGGAAAACCCGCCCACAUGUUCCACACCUACCCAUGGACAGCUACUGCCGCUAACUUUGGAUAGCUUCGUAGAAAGUUGUACCAGCUGUUUUGACCAAUCACAGGUCUCUGUACAGUAGAUUCAGAGAAAGUUGAACCAGCUGUUUUGACCAAUCACAGGUCUCUGUACAGUAGAUUCAGAGAAAGUUGAACCAGCUGUUUUGACCAAUCACAGGUCUCAUUUCAGUAGAUUCAGAGAAAGUAGUACCAACUGUUUUGACCAAUCACAGGUCUCAUUACAGUAGAUUCUGAGAAAGUAGAACCAGCUGUUUUGACUAAUCACAGGUCUCUGUACAUUAGCCAACAGCUCACUUAUUCUUCUUAUUCCUCCUGAAGGGAUUUAAGAAACAGUAAGAACUUUCACUUUUCUGGGAAUGUGGUUUGAGAGUUUUAAUUGUGAUUGUUAAUAAACAAAUGGGAAGGACAGAUGUUUAACUGGUACUGAGACAGCAGUAGUCACUGAGUACUGAGUUAAACCAUAAUGGUUUAGUUUUAUGGUUUGAAAAGAAGAGUUUUGACUCAAAGAUUAUAUUUAGAACCAAGUUCUAUUUGAGUGACCAUAGUUUCCCCAUAACUGACUCAGAGAAGAUGUGGAACAUGUAGACAAGGUUUUUCCAUAUGUUAUAAAAGUAUGAUUGUUUUAUAUCUGAAUCAUUGUUGAUCAUGACUUGCAGAAGCAAUAACAUGCAAAUCUAACAGUAAGGAUGAAACUGUUGUUAACCAUUACUUCAUGGUCACUGUUGUUGAAAUAGAGGAGCGUAUUGUCACAGAAUUCAUGGUCACAGUCACAGAAAGUGCUGAUUCAGCAAUAUUUGUAAAUAUAUCUGUGAUAUUAAAUACCCUGAAAAGUU
Molecule: messenger RNA, 3480 nt
Organism: Haliotis rufescens (red abalone)
Lineage: Eukaryota; Metazoa; Mollusca; Gastropoda; Lepetellida; Haliotidae
Product: clusterin-associated protein 1-like
Exons: 12
Coding region: 116-1399 (427 amino acids)
Biological process (GO): cilium assembly
Cellular component (GO): intraciliary transport particle B; centrosome; cilium
Source: RefSeq, a predicted model, not a curated record